Rhinolophus ferrumequinum (greater horseshoe bat) is the source of this 4365-nucleotide messenger RNA. RefSeq names its product zinc finger protein 12 (gene ZNF12). Gene Ontology annotation, biological process: regulation of transcription by RNA polymerase II. The record is from RefSeq and is a predicted model, not a curated record. The coding region runs from base 187 to 2274 and encodes 695 amino acids. NCBI's taxonomy places the organism in Eukaryota, Metazoa, Chordata, Mammalia, Chiroptera, Rhinolophidae. The transcript is spliced from 5 exons. Gene Ontology annotation, molecular function: RNA polymerase II cis-regulatory region sequence-specific DNA binding; DNA-binding transcription factor activity, RNA polymerase II-specific.
CCAGGCCCGAGGGGCCGAGCGGCGGCGGGGCGGCGGCGCGGGGGCGGCAGGCUCCGGACCCGGCCCGUCUGCAUCGCGGCGGCGUGGCAGAGGCGCGCGGAACUGUGAGGGCCCCCGCGGGAGGAACGUUCUCCUGGGUCUGCCUCCACUUUCAAUCUUCCACAUUUUUCCCAAGAGCAGCAGAAAAUGAAUAAAUCUCUGGGGCCAGUGUCAUUCCACGAUGUGGCCGUGGACUUCACCCAGGAGGAGUGGCGGCAGCUGGACCCUGAGCAGAAGACAACCUACAGGGAUGUGAUGCUGGAGAACUACAGCCAUCUGGUCUCCGUGGGGUGUCACAUUAUCAAACCAGAAGUUAUCAUCAAGUUGGAGCAAGGAGAAGAGCCAUGGAUAGUGGAAGGAGAAUUCUUCCUUCAGAGUUACCCAGAAGAAGUCUGGAAAGUCAAUGUGAUAGAAAGAGUCCAGGAAAAUGAAGACAAAUAUUCAAGGCAAAGUAUAUCCAUCAAAAACAAAACCCUGAUUGAAGAGAGAGGCAAUGUUCUUGGUAAGACUUUUAAUGUGGAAACAAACCCUGUUCCUUCAAGAAAAAUAUCCUAUAAAUGUGACUCAUGUGAAAAGAGUUUGAAGUCCAUUUCAGGAUAUAUUAGUAGUGAUGGAAGCUAUGCAAGACUGAAACCUGAUGAGUGUAGUGCAUGUGGAAAAUCACUUCUCCACAGGAAGCUGGAGAAAACUCAUCCGGAAGGCAAACCUUAUGUGUUUCAUCAAAAUAGGGAAGCUUAUAAUCUAAAUGAAGGAAGUAUUUAUCAGAACAUUCAUAUUUUGGAGAAACCCUUUGAAUAUAUUGAAUGCCAGAAAGCCUUUCAAAAGGAUACAGUUUUUGUUAAUCCCAUGGAGGAGAAACCCUAUAAGUGGAAUGAAUCUGAAAUAGCCUUUCUCCAAAUGUCAAGCCUCAGUGUACACCAGACAUCCCAUAUGGAAAUGAAGCCCUAUGAAUGCACUGCAUGUGGGAAAUCCUUCUGUAAAAAGUCAAAAUUUAUUAUACAUCAGAGGACUCAUACAGGAGAGAAACCUUAUGAAUGUAAUCAGUGUGGGAAGUCCUUCUGCCAGAAGGGAACCCUCACUGUACAUCAGAGAACACACACAGGGGAGAAGCCCUAUGAAUGUAAUGAAUGUGGGAAAACCUUCUAUCAGAAGUUACACCUCAUUCAACAUCAGAGAACUCACUCAGGAGAGAAGCCCUAUGAAUGUAGUUAUUGUGGAAAAUCCUUUUGCCAGAAGACACACCUCACACAACACCAGAGAACACAUUCAGGAGAGAGACCCUAUGUUUGUCAUGACUGUGGAAAAACCUUCUCCCAGAAGUCAGCACUUAAUGACCAUCAUAAAAUUCAUACAGGUGUGAAACUCUACAAGUGUAAUGAAUGUGGGAAAUGCUUCUGCCGCAAGUCUACUCUCACUACACAUCAGAGGACACACACAGGAGAGAAACCCUAUGAAUGUAAUGAAUGUGGGAAAUUUUUCUCUCGGUUAUCGUAUCUCACUGUACAUUACAGAACUCAUUCAGGAGAGAAACCCUAUGAAUGUAACGAGUGUGGAAAAACUUUUUACCUGAAUUCAGCCCUCAUGAGACACCAGAGAGUACACACAGGAGAGAAACCAUAUGAAUGUAAUGAAUGUGGAAAAUUAUUCUCCCAGUUGUCGUACCUCACUAUACAUCAUAGAACUCAUUCAGGAGUGAAACCCUAUGAAUGUAACGAAUGUGGGAAAACCUUCUACCAGAAUUCAGCCCUUUGUAGACAUCGGAGAAUACAUAAAGGAGAGAAGCCCUAUGAAUGUUAUAUAUGUGGAAAAUUUUUCUCUCAGAUGUCUUACCUCACUAUACAUCAUAGAAUUCAUUCAGGAGAAAAACCCUAUGAAUGUAAUGAAUGUGGGAAAACCUUCUGCCAGAAUUCAGCCCUUAACAGACAUCAGAGAACACAUACAGGAGAGAAAGCUUAUGAAUGUUAUGAAUGUGGAAAAUUCUUCUCUCAGAUGUCGUAUCUCACUAUACAUCAUAGAAUUCAUUCAGGAGAGAAACCCUUUGAAUGUAAUGAAUGUGGAAAAGCCUUCUCUCGGAUGUCAUACCUCACUGUACAUUACAGAACUCAUUCAGGAGAGAAACCCUAUGAAUGUAAUGAAUGUGGGAAAAAAUUCUACCACAAAUCAGCCUUCAAUAGCCACCAGAGAAUCCACAGGAGAGGAAAUAUAAAUGUACUUGAUGUAGGCAGGCUUCUCUGAAGUCAGACCUCAUUUUAUGUCAGAGAACCUUUUCAAUAUAAUGCGUAAGAAGCUCCUUCCGGGGAAUGUGGACCAGCCUUUUUGCAUUAGUCAGACUUGUAAUCUGAAAGUUCACAGGGUGGAAACCACAAUUGCAACAAGACCACAUGACUUGCUCAAUACCAGACUAUACAAGAGGAAAAUUUAUAAACCUGUACAAUGUAUAUACAUUUUACCAUGGAUUCAAAUUUUUAUAUAUCAGGGAAUUCAUACCAAGGGGAAAUGCUAUUUUAAGGAAAACAUACUCCUUUGGAAAUUAAUACUAAAAGUUAUGUUUCCGAUAUAAUAUCAAGCUUUUUGUAAAACAAAACAAAAGACCUGUUGUGAAUAAACGUACUCCUUGUGUAAAUAGAACCUGUAAAAUCAUCAGAUAGCUAAUCAAGACAGCAACCGAGCCACAUUAAACUUCUGUAAGUGGUUCCUGAGAGUACAGGACUUUCUGUUUCCUUGCUUUCUAGGAUGCUACAGUACACAAAUUGUAUGCUUAUUCUGAGUCAUGUUUGAAAAGGUGCUGUAUCCUUAGUAGAAUAAUUUGUAAGUCAUAUAGUGCUAUUUUAAAUAGCACCACCAUGUUACUAUCUUAAUAUGCAUUGCUAUUGAACUAAUAUUUGGUAGGUAUAAAGUAUUCUCCUUCUUGUGCUCUUCCCUGGCACUCAUAAAUGUAUUUGAUCAUUGUUAAUGAACUAAAUAUUCCAUAAAUAAGCCAAUGUUUUUUUAUGUUUUUAACUUUGAGUCAGCAAGAGAUAGACAUGUAUGCAUCAGAUAGGUAAGAGACUGCAUAGGUAGUUUUAAAUUGUCAAUGCCAGAAGUCUCCAGUAGUGAGAAACAUCUAAUGCUCAUUGAGCUGAACUGUAUACAGUUUAAAAAUGUACUUAAAAUAUUCCAAUUUUAAUCUAUUGUUUCCAUCUGUUUUUCAUUUGGAGGUCUACGUAAGUGUGCAGAGCAUACAUAUUAUGUCGCUUGGAAAUUAUCUGUAUUUUUAUCUGAUACAAUAAUGUUUUUAAACAUUGCUCUCUGCUCCUCCCUGUUCCUGAAUGAACUGAGAACACAUUCAUACGGCUUGUGGAGACAUUAUUGAAUCACCACCCUAGUUACUCAAUCUUUAGUGUUUGCUGGCAGAGUUUGGGUAUCCAUUUCUCAUGAAACGGGGGUAAAUCCUGAUUAGUUUCAACCAAAAUGAUCAUCCCUUUCUCACUACCAGCAAGAGUAGUCAUAGAACCCAAUUAUAAACACAUAAAAGAGGUAUCUGAUAGUUUGUUUCUGGAAAAGUUUUCCUCAACAUUCAAGGAAUCCUGCAGGGUGAAGUGGAAUCUUGUGUUGAACAUUUCCUUCUCCGUAUGUGAUGCCUGGUUAUCUCUUUCAACAAUGAAGGAGAAUUUAAGCAUGGCAGAGCAGACAGACUGGAAGGACCUGGACGAUGUUGUUGAGCUUCUGAACUACCAGCCGAGGAGCCACUCCACCUCUGGACUGUUUCUUUUGGGAAAGACUACAUUUAUUUUUAAGUCUGUUGACAGGUUGCUGCUCUGUUAGUGGUAACUGAAGAUACAGAGUUACACUUUUGUAGGAGUUACACAAUUGAGACGUGGACUGGAGGUAAAUCACUUAUUUUGAUGUGUUGAUACAGAGAUUUAUUUUCUGUAAAUUUUGAUGUAAGUAGUUUCAGCUUUAGAAACAAAUGUGUACAUUUCCUUAAAUUGUUACAUCAUUGACCUGAGGACCUUUGGAACCUGAUACAAUAUCAGAUAUACUUCCUUUUUAUAAUGCAUGACUUAGAUUUUGUUUAGGUUAAUUUGUGUUAAUUCAUGGAUUGUUGUUACAAUGUUAGUUGACACAUACGGUGUAAGGUAAGGACCUACUUUUGUUUGCUUCCCAGUGAUUAGCCUGAUAGUCUAUAUUUGAAUAAUUAAUUUACCCUUACUGAGAUGAAAUGCUGUAUUUUUCAUGUAUUUCAAUCACUCGUGACGCCUGUUUCGUUGCUCAGCUCUUCUCCCUGUUCUUCUAGAUGACUGUGAGUAUGCUACAUAACAGGAAUUAAAAGUCUGGUAGUUUGUA